This is a messenger RNA of Homarus americanus (American lobster), 2351 nucleotides long. RefSeq names its product sphingosine-1-phosphate phosphatase 2-like. Lineage: Eukaryota; Metazoa; Arthropoda; Malacostraca; Decapoda; Nephropidae. Gene Ontology annotation, biological process: sphingosine metabolic process; phospholipid dephosphorylation. Gene Ontology annotation, cellular component: endoplasmic reticulum membrane. The transcript has 9 exons. The coding region runs from base 319 to 1740 and encodes 473 amino acids. The record is from RefSeq and is a predicted model, not a curated record. Gene Ontology annotation, molecular function: sphingosine-1-phosphate phosphatase activity.
AUAUUGCUCUACGUUAUACAGCAGAUGUAGCGUCUCAACCUCACCCUCUCGUGUUACCUGUGUACAUAUUUUCCCUUCCCAAAUUAUAAGUUAUUUCAAACAACUGGUGUUGUGACGGUGGGUGUGUGAUUCACAGCUGACUGGGUAAACAAACAGAGGUAAGAUCCACGUGAUAAGACUUCAGUGUGGAUUGUACAGUAUGUGAUAACCGGGCAGGACAGUACAGCAGUGAGACAGGCCUCUUCCCUCACACCUCCAUAACUCAGAAGAUAUGAAUUAGCUGCCUAGAUCACUAAUACAUCAAUAGAAGAGCAAGAAAUGGAUAUUCUUCAGAAGCUUCAAGAUCCACAGUUGGUGGCAGAUGUCCAACACUUCUUUGGGGUGCAUCGUAAGAAUGCUAAAGUUGGCCAAAAGAACUACGUUGAUGGGGAUCAUAUACUCUCUUCGCAGACCAGUUUACAAAACAGACACACAAAUAUGAAUCUAAUGGAUCGGUACCUGGACGAACAAUCUGGUAAACAAGGACUACAAGUUAGAAGAAAGUAUCAGAAGGAGAUGCACAAAACUCACAUACGUCAGGACUCUGCAGCCAGUGUCAGCAGCACAGCGAGCGAUGGCAGUAAUGGCAGUGGCAGGACAUGGAUGGGUAUGCUGCUUGGUGAAAACACUGGAGGAACAGAAGGAAGCAUGGAGGAGGACAACACUGUGUCUGAGUCAGAGUUAGAGGAAACUUCGUAUGAGAUCAAGGAUAGGUUUUGGUACCAUCUCUUCUUCUUUGCAACAAGCUUGGGAGGAGAGUUGUUCUAUUCCGUGUUCUUUUGCUUCUGGUCAUGGAAUGUGGACGGUGCUGUAUUACGAAGAGUUAUUGUUAUUUGGAUGAUUACUAUGUAUAUUGGACAAGCCUUAAAAGACAUUCUGAAAGUUCCUCGUCCAGCCUGCCCCCCGGCGAUUCGGUUAGACCCCAAGUGGCAGCUGGAGUACGGUCUGCCCUCCACACACGCGAUGGUUGGUGCUGCCAUGCCGUUCUCCAUCCUCAUCCUCACGCUUAAUCGUUAUCAACUUGACUGGGGUUGGGGACUGGCCAUUGCAAUCACGUGGUGUACCUGUGUUUGUUUGUCAAGACUGUACCUGGGCAUGCACAGUGUUUUGGAUGUGUUGUGUGGCUUGGUGUUGGUGACUGUACUGCUUAUCAUGAUCUUGCCGUGGGUGGAUACUCUUGAUCACUUGGCCCUGACCCACCCGGCCUCUCCUGUCAUCUCCAUUACGCUAACAAUCGCCAUGGUCGUCUGCUACCCUGCCACUGACCGUUGGACUCCUGCUAGGGGUGACACAACUGUUAUUGUUGGCGUAGGCUGUGGAUCCCUGCUGGGGUCCUGGGUCAACUACCAGAUGGGAAUUAUCCGUGAGCCAUCACUACCUCCACCUUACUCUGUCAUCUGGCCAUCGCUCAACAUGAUCGGACUCUCACUGCUUCGCACAGUACUUGGACUAGUCAUCAUAGUGGCUGUCAGGGCAAUUUUUAAGUCAUUAUCUUUUGCCACCAUUUGUGCAUUACUUCAGGUAAAAGCUGAGGAUUACGUGAACAAGACCGGGAGCAUCACUGUUCGCCGACGCCUCGUUGUUGAACUGUUCUACAAAUUCAUCACAUAUAUUGCAAUCGGGUUCACAGUUGUUUACACAGGACCAAUGGCCUUCCGUCUCAUUGGCAUAGAGAGGCCGACCUUUUACACUGAAAUAUAAUUAGUAAGCUGCUUUUAUUGGUGAACCAAUAAAAAUGUUACAAAGAAACAAUAAUUCUAUAUAUUGUGAUUCAUUAUUUCCAUAUCAAGUUUGUUAGGUAUUUGUUGAUCAGUGUUGACGUAAUGUUGAUAAAAAGCGGAGACAUUGUAUAUAUAUAUGUAGAAGAUUUGAUGUUUUGUAAACAAAUAUUAUAUUCUUUGUGAUAAUAUUUCAUGCUUUUAAUGGGAUGCUGAAUAUUAAUAUAUUUCUCAUCAAGCAUGAAAUAUUGUGAGAAAGAAAUCAGCUGUUCUAUAUUUUGUAUAUCAAGAGCAUAUAAUUUUUUAUCGUUAUCUGAUUUCACAAGAUUAUUGAAAAUUGCACAGGUAAGUUGUAGGUUGAUUUUGAUCAUAACUGUUACAGGUACAGUAGGCCCUCAAUUCGUGGGGGUUAGGUUUUCAGAAUGGCCACAAAUCACCAAAUCCGCAAAUAAAGUUUGCUGACCGGGGAGGGGUACAUUUUUUCUUGUGUACAAAGAAAUGUAUAUUCCCAUUAUGUGUUUGCCCUUAGGACAAUUAUUUCUUUUACCUGUAUUGUAUAUAUGUGUAUGUGUUCAGCACACAUAACACAUACAA